GAGUGAAGAAUACAGUGGUGGAUGAGAGGAGUGUCAGAGUUACGAACAAGAAGCGUGUCGUGUUCGCUGGACUUUAAUAAAGUUACACAUAAAGAGAGAAGUUUCCUGUCGUCUAUACGCCAGGACGCUACAAUAUGAACGUGGUCACCGUUCAAAUUCAUUAUUUGUCAUUGAGUUGCGUUCAGUUCAUCGUUCUCAUAAAAGUGAACGUGUUCAAUGAACGCGUUCUUUUGCGUUCGUUCAAGCACAACACUGCCGGUGAGUAGAGUAAAAAAAACUGGGAUCCUCCCCUUUAAUUUGUGGGUUCUUCUUCAGUUCUGUUUGCUCGAUCCCCUCCUACGUCAGCCGCUGUGACGUAGCUGCAGCUGCUACACUUUCACUUUCACCUGACAGGAAGAAGCUUCGUGCGCACCAGAAAGUCCGGACAGGGAAGAAGACUCAACAUGGCAACCAACGACACUGAGGAGUCGAUGGAUACCGGUGAAGACGAGGGGGGCUUUGUGAAACUUCCUACAGCUGCUGAUGUGGAGAUGAUGACUGAAGAUCCAGUUCAAGUCGUUCUCUCCAUCAAGUGGGAGCAGGAUUUCACACCAGAACACUAUAAAUUGGAACUGACCAAAGCUUUCCAGACUUGGGUCAACACUAACAAGCUUGACGUGGUAAUCGAGGUGGAAGAAGCCUCUGACUCUGAAGCUUCGAUAAAGAUAAAUCCUGCUCCAGGAGGCAAACUCAUUUGGGUCCUGACAAAGCUGAGGGAAGCGAAGGGACAAACGCUGAGCAACAAAAACAGGAAAAUAGUCACUUUAGUGUCAGUGAGAUGUCCAGAGACACAAGAACCACAAAAUGCUCCAAUUAACCUCCCUUCACCAUCUGUGCCAGACCCACAACAUGAGUUAAGGCGCCCAGUUGCAGAUUCUGUAGCUGAAGAGGAGAAAUACACUUGUAAAAUCCCAGUUGCCGCUUACCUCUAUAUGAACCACAUCUACAAGGAGAACAUCGAUUGUAUAGCGGCAGACAAUGGAGUCAAAAUUGCAGCACAAGUUAUGGUAAAUUUUGAACCAGACAAGGAAAACGGAGACCCAUGCAAAGCUAUGUCUGAGUUCAGAAACCUCGUCCAGAUAUCCCUCACUCAAUCCGACAGCUUAAGCAUCCCUCUCAAGGUAAUGGCUCGGGAAGUCCUCCAGAAAGACAAGAACAAGGUUGUGCUUACGCCGUCCUCUGAGGAAAUGGUGGAAAGUGACCCAGGCCAAAGUCAGGAUGACAUCAGCAAUUCUCUCGAUAUGAUACAGACGACCUCAACUAACACCAAGCCUUCUGUUGGAGAGCCCACACGGUCGUCUUAUGAGAAACCACAGACGAUUGGCAUGAGCAUCAAGGACCCUCUUGCCUACGCAGGACUAGACAUUGAGGGGAGCGUCUGGAGCCUGAUGAAUACCUCCUUCAACGAGGAAGUAGCUGAGCUGAAAGCUAAGUUUAAUGUGGACUUAAAAGAAUCAGGCAUCGGUAAAGGACAAGUGAACAUCAAAGCUCUCUACAGAAGAUCUGAACCAAACAAAUCAAUGGAGAGCCAUGCUGUCAGGGCUCUCCUUCGUCUGUACCAGAGGAUCGGCACAUCCCCCCUGGGGUUAACCAAACGCUACGGUGUCAGUGGAUUCAACAGCUCUCUCAAGACAAAUGAUUAUCAGUCAGAGGGGGCGUCCGCUGGAGCUGUAUCGAAAGGGCCGCCAGGAUACAACAGGGGCUACGCUGAAGAACCCACAGGAGGGACAGUGGCUGUAAGAGAAGAAGACGCAAUCUGCCCCAUAUGCAUGGAGAAGUUCACCAAUAAGACCCAGCUGAAGUGUGGGCAUGAGUUUUGUAAGGAUUGCCUGCAACUAGCAAAGAUAAAUUCAGGGCCAAUCUGUCCUGUGUGUAGAGAUGUCUUUGAUGUGAUGAAGGGAGACCAACCGCCUGGUACAAUGAACUCGAACAUCAUGAGGUCAUCCCUCAAUGGAUUCCCAAAUUGUGGCACUAUAGUCAUCACCUAUGUUAUUCCAGGAGGGAAACAGACGGAACGACAUCCCAAUCCUGGACAAUAUUACCAUGGUACUAAAAGAGUUGCAUAUCUGCCAGACAACGAUGAAGGCAGAGAAGUGCUGAAGCUGUUGUCUCGAGCAUUUAACCAGAAGCUCAUUUUCACUGUUGGGAGGUCCAGAACUACUGGGCAGGAUAACGAGGUGACCUGGAACGACAUUCACCACAAAACCUCCCAAUCAGGGGGACCAGAGAAGUACAGUAGUCAAAUCUCUUCUUUAUUUUGUAUCCUCCUUCAGUGUCCAGUCUUAAGCCAGUUUUCAGACAUGAACUCAGCAGAAUGUCGAUAUGGUUAUCCUGAUCCUGACUACCUGAGCAGAGUGAGAGAGGAGCUGAAGGCUAAAGGCAUCAAGUGAACUCUGUAGUAGACGCAGGUCUGAAUUCAACAUGCAGGGAGGCCUCAGAUAUCAACAUGAUUAAUUUUGAUUUACGAUUAUCUAAAACCAAUAUUUAGUGUGAUACACAUUAUUAUAUUAUAUGCCGUUUAUUGUAGUUUCUCCAAAUGAUCACAUAGUUACUUUGAGAUUCAAUGGACAGUGUUCAUUGCUUAAGAUUGAAUUGUUUAGCAGCAUAUCUGCAUGUUUUAAAUAUAAUUUUCUUUGAAGGAAUAAACACUGUAAGAAUGAACCUUGAAUGUAUUCAUUUAAUUUAAUGUGCACAGUGCAUUUGAUCUGAUUUAUUGUUCACCUAAGACCUGAUUAAACUACUAAUAAAGUAUUGCACACCGA
This is a messenger RNA of Pleuronectes platessa (European plaice), 2801 nucleotides long. RefSeq lists its product as uncharacterized. Gene Ontology annotation, biological process: protein ubiquitination; Notch signaling pathway. The record is from RefSeq and is a predicted model, not a curated record. Bases 444 to 2429 code for a protein of 661 amino acids. Lineage: Eukaryota; Metazoa; Chordata; Actinopteri; Pleuronectiformes; Pleuronectidae. The transcript is spliced from 8 exons.